Messenger RNA from Microthlaspi erraticum, 303 nucleotides. The record is from the annotation of a GenBank genome assembly. Lineage: Eukaryota; Viridiplantae; Streptophyta; Magnoliopsida; Brassicales; Brassicaceae.
AUGCAUGUUUGGUCCUUUGAAAUAGGUCUUUUGGAGCAUUCUGGAGCAUAUGGGACACAAGGAGCAUGGAGGGACUUGGCACAUGGAAGCAGCUCAACUGGAUACGCAAAGGAAGAAGGGAGAAGCCAUCUUGAAGACCAGCUCGACCGUCCACUCGACCAACCGGUCGAGUUCCUCAACUCGACCGGCCAAGCUUCAACUCGAUCGAGCUGGGGAGUCAAAGUCAAACCCGAAAAAUGUUGCUUCCCCCUUGACUUCCCUUUGACCCUAAACCUAAUCCUCUUUGUAUUUAAAGGCUCUUAG